CAAUGCGCGCGGAGGGGCAAGAGAUGCGCCGUAAGGACAGGUGUCCAUGCGGCGAAAGUAGAGGGGGGGACUUUCACUCGCCACCUCUACCCCGUACUGGCCCCGGGCCUGUCCAAUGCAGUUCUGUGGGUAUCGUCGACCACUGCUGGAUAUACUCCCAAAGAAAACGAAGAAGACGUCACGGACCAACAAAAGAACAACACUUGCUGUAUCGGAAGAAAUAUACCUGUUUCAAAGAGAUUUCAAGCACCCGGGCCGAAUCAGGUUGUGAGCAGUGGGUUUAUGAAGGAACAGCGCAGUCGGCACAGGUAGUGUGCGCGAGUGUGCCUCUAGCCUGGAAUGGUGCGGUCUGUGCUCAGGGACACGAACUCUGAUGACAGUGUGACCCGAGUGGUAUCGGUAUGGUGGAUCUGACGACGGUGGUAGUGAGUUCCCUGAAAGCGGCAACAGGCCUGGUAGGUAUCAACAAACUCUGGUUUAUCCCGACGUUCCUGGCCGCCUUGGCCUACUACAACUAUGACCUGUACGAUCCGGAGAGCCGACCCAUCAACAUCAAAACAGCGGAGAUCCUGCCAGAAUAUGACUUCAUCGUCAUCGGGGGCGGGUCCGCCGGUAGCGUCAUGGCCAACAGGCUGACGGAGACCCCGGAAUGGAAGGUACUGUUGCUGGAAGCCGGAGGACAGGAAACCGAGUUGACGGACGUACCAGCCCUGUCUCUGUACCUCCACAAGAGCAGGUUCGACUGGAAGUACCGCACCCAGCCGCAGUCGACCGCCUGCCAAGCCAUGAAAGACCGUCGCUGUUGCUGGACUCGCGGCAAGGUAAUCGGAGGUUCGAGCGUGCUCAACACCAUGUUGUACGUGCGGGGAAACCGCAGAGACUACGACAACUGGGCCGCCAUGGGCAAUGAAGGCUGGAGCUACGAUGAGGUGCUACCGUACUUCAUGAAAUCGGAGGACCAGAGGAACCCCUACUUGGCGAGGAACACCAAGUACCAUGCCACUGGCGGCUACCUCACAGUACAGGACUCACCAUGGAACACGCCUCUCGGAAUCGCCUUCCUCCAGGCAGGUGAAGAGAUGGGGUACGAGAUCCGAGACAUCAACGGCGAACAGCAGACAGGUUACGCCCUCUACCAGUUCACGAUGAGGCGAGGCUACAGAUGCAGCACUGCCAAGGCGUUCCUGAACCCUAUCAGACUCAGGCGCAACCUGCACGUGGCGCUGUGGACACACGUCACCAAGAUCCUGAUAGACCCGACCACUAAACGGGCCUACGGAGUCGAGUUCGUACGUGAAGGCAUAAAGAAGCGCGUGCUGGCCCGCCGGGAGGUGAUUCUGUCUGCAGGAGCCAUCAAUACUCCUCAGCUGCUGAUGUUGUCAGGUAUCGGACCAGCAGAUCACCUGCGAUCAGUCGGCAUCCCCGUGAUCCACGACUCCCCUGGGGUGGGUCAGAACCUGAUGGAUCACAUCGCUGUGGGCGGCAUUAUAUUCCUGGUGGACUACCCGGUGUCGUUAGUGCUGCAGCGGAUAAUGAACCUCAACUCCGCGAUGAGGUACGCCAUCACGGGGGACGGCCCUCUGACGAGCAGCGUGGGCCUGGAGACCGUAGCCUUCAUCACGACCAAGUACGGCAACGUCACGGACGACUGGCCGGACAUUGAGUUCAUGCUGACGUCGACCAGCACCAUUAGUGACGGUGGCACGGUGGCCAAGCGGGCCCACGGGUUACGACAGGAGUUCUUCGACGAAUACAUGGGAGACAUCGUAAACAAAGACGCGUUCGGAGUGUUUCCCAUGAUCUUGAGGCCGAAGAGCAGAGGAUAUAUCAAGUUGAGGAGUAACAACCCGAUGCAGUACCCUCUUCUCUACCACAACUAUCUGACGCAUCCAGACGACGUGAGAGUUCUCAGAGAAGGCGUGAAGGCGGGAUUGGCCAUCGGAGAGACAGCGGCGAUGAAGCGGUUCGGCGCUAGGUUCCACCGGCGGCCCGUCCCUGGCUGCAAGAACCUGCCACUCUUCACCGACGAGUAUUGGGAGUGCUUCAUCCGACAGUACACGAUGACGAUAUACCAUAUGUCGGGCACAGCCAAGAUGGGCCCGGCGUCCGACCCCAUGGCCGUCGUCGACCCCAAACUGCGGGUAUACGGGGUACAAGGCCUGAGGGUGAUCGACGCGUCCGUCAUGCCACAGAUCACCAGCGGCAACAUCAACGCUCCUGUAAUCAUGAUAGGCGAGAAGGGGGCGGAUCUGGUCAUCAACUACUGGAAGGGUUACGACACUUCCAAGAGGUAGCGGAUCACGCUCUGACAGCUCUUUGCAGGAAUGAGAAAUCAUCUUAGCGAUGUUUGUUGAAUCUGCUACAGUUCGCAUGUAAUUCAUUUUUUAUUAUGCUAAAUCACGCUACAGAGCUAUUUGAUGAAACCAAAUAUUCAGAACAAGAAAGUCUCGAACUUGACAUAACACUGCGUAGAGGCACAUCGGAGAUAUUGGAUUUACAACAAGUAAAAUUCAAGUCCAACAUCAUAAUCUUAUCUAAAUUUAAGAAAACUUGGACAAAAGUAUUUCGUGUGUUAAUAUAAAAACCCCAGCAUAUUCCUGCUACGAAUUUAUAGAUUUUACCGAGUACUAAAUUGCCUUACCUUAGAAAAGAAACACAUAAUGAAACAGCAGUGCUCCCACUAGGUUACCACGAAAUAACAAAUGAUACAUGAAUAAUUUUCCACCUACCGUUUUAUAUACAAGAUGACACACGAAAUAAAAAGAUGACGUUGAAUUUCUGUUUGAUGUGAAAUAGUGUAGAGACCUAAAAUAGAAAGAGUCUAACGACUUUCGCUAUGUACAAAGUGAGUGUAUUGUUGCAUAUGAACACUAAUGUAUAUAAAAGUGUGCGCGUGUAUUUGACCAAAGAUGGCCAACCAAAUGGUAGACAUUAUCGAAUAGACAGCCAAUUAGUGAUAGAAUGGACGAUCGACUCUCAAGUGAAAACGACAAGCUUUUAUUUUCGCAAAAAGAACAAAAAGUGAGUUUCAAAUUCAUUGAGUACCUAAUACAAUAUUAUAGGUGUAUGGAAUAAUUGAAGUAAAUUAAGUUUUUAUCUUCGGGUACGCAAGUAAAUAAUUUACUAAUGAGGAUUAUCUUUUGUUUUUAAUAAAAAUUAUAAAUUUCUGUAUGCGGAGAAACCCAAACUUCAAAGUCUAAAGUAUGUGUCUUGCCGGUGUGAAGAUUUAAUAGUAAUUGUGUUUAGAUAUUUAUUGAUAGACGAUUUUUUACAGGACGAAUACAAUACAGUGAAGUGAAUGUAUAAAAGAAUCAAUUAAAACUG
Messenger RNA from Homalodisca vitripennis (glassy-winged sharpshooter), 3324 nucleotides. RefSeq names its product glucose dehydrogenase [FAD, quinone]. Gene Ontology annotation, molecular function: oxidoreductase activity, acting on CH-OH group of donors; flavin adenine dinucleotide binding. The record is from RefSeq and is a predicted model, not a curated record. Lineage: Eukaryota; Metazoa; Arthropoda; Insecta; Hemiptera; Cicadellidae. Bases 402 to 2294 code for a protein of 630 amino acids. The transcript has 7 exons.